AUGCUUGAUUCGAUUCCUCGUGCGGUAAGGCAAGUGGCUUUACCAGAAUCCGACUGUAAGAACCUCUUUUUAUGUUCUUUAACUUCUAAAAGCAUCCUCGAGGUCAUCCCUAUUGAUGCUCUUGCGGCUCUUUCCGAGGCAGAGGCAUCAGAAAAGGUGGAGGAUGUUUCUGCAGCGGAGGCUGGCUUGACUAGCCAGCAGGGUGAGGACGUCAAAAUCAGCCCGCCCAGAGAGAAGACGCAAGAUGAGGAAUGGAAAUUGGUUUACGAUUUGAUGCGCGCAGACAAGCGUGGAAUUUUUUUUCUGCGUGAACACGUGUCCCGCUUUAUGGAGAGUCUUGAGACGGUAUCCCCGUACCCUUUGCCAUCCUACGCGCGCGAUUUCAUCCAAUCGUGCUUGCAAGAGUAUGCGACCGUCCCGAACGGGGGUCACAAUCCAAAUCUAUCGCAGGAAAACGCGACUUUCGAGGAGGAUCAAAACCUGAAGGUUGUUAUGUGGCUUAAGCCUGGGGCUUGUAGCGCUGACUGCGCGUGCCCGCCUGGAGAAAAGCCGGACCAAUUGUUGUUCAUCAUAUAUUUCAUCAAGUCCUUUUUCCCGCCACCGGAGUGGUACGUGGAAGGCACCCAGUUCGCGCUUCUCUUCAACGCCCGUCGCCAAAAUCCUCGCUUGAAGGUCAUGCAACCACAAUUAAUCCAUCGCGUGAAGCAGCUAAGGGAAAGGAGCGGGGCCUUUGAAGUCAUGCUGGUUCAUGAUGAGACGAACAAUUUCCUGGUUCCAGAGAGCUCUCGAUCUAAUUAUCUACUAAUUAGUGAAUCGGGAAAGAUUCUAUGCUCUGAAAAGGAUCAUAUUCUAAUGGGUGUUACCUUGAUUGCAACUAACCGGGCUGCUGUACGUGCGGGAUUGAGUCCGAUUGAACAUCGUAAUCUGACGCUGAAGGAUGUUUGUAGCUCGUAUUCCUUGGUUAUGCUUGGAACGAGUCCUGGGGUUCUUCCUGUACGGGAGUUAUUGCUUUUCUACGAUGCGGAAUCUAAGGCGAAUUUCUGUGCUGCAGCUAUAUUUCUCGGCAUUGAAUUUGAGCGAAUGAAAAAUUUUAAAACUAUCUCGUCUGAUCCCCCAAGGGCCGUGAUAGAGUUUGCCGUCCAAAGUAAUGUGAUUGAUCGACUGAUGAACGCUUAUGAAGAGGAAAAAUUUUUGUAA
This is a messenger RNA of Phytomonas sp. EM1, 1197 nucleotides long. Lineage: Eukaryota; Euglenozoa; Kinetoplastea; Trypanosomatida; Trypanosomatidae. The record is from the annotation of a GenBank genome assembly.